UAUUUUGUCUUUGACAAAUAGAAGCAAAAUUAGAUAAUGUUUCAAGCACUCUUUAAAUGAUAUAUUCUUUCUUAUAUUCACCUUUUCAUGAGCACAGAAUCCAGGAUAGACUCAUACAAACCACCCGUAGAGCCCAAAAUCUUGACUUCUCUUCCACUGAAGCUACCUUCUUCGACCCCAAUACACUCUCGACCCCAACCCGACCUUGGGCCACAUCAUCCGAAGCCUCCCCCUCCAUCCUCUGUGGAUCCUCAACCCCAACCAGACCUUGGGCCACAUCAUCCGAAGCCUCCCCCUCCAUCCUCUGUGGAUCCUCAACCCCAACCAGCCCUGGGGCCACAUCAUCCGAAGCCUCUCCCGCCACCCCCCGAGGAACCCCAACCCCAACCAGACCUUAGGCCACAUCAUUGGAAGCCUUCCCCUCCAACCCCUGAGGAUCCUCAACCAAAAUUGGACUUUGGGCCACAUCAUCUGAAGACUCCCCCUCAAAACCCAGAAGAUCCUCAACCACAACCGUACCUUGGACCUUCUGAGUUCUCACCAAUCAGAGAUAAGAGGUUCCUCCUUUCUUCCGCCCAACAUAACAUUAUUGGAAACCAAACACAUGUACCCUUUGAUCAGAAAAUCCUGCAGCUCUACAAGGAAUAUAAAGCUGGCACCAAGAACUCACUAGGCCUCGGAAAACUGUCUACAAUAACUGAGCAUCUUCUUGCUUCUACGUCCUCCAUCGCUCAGGCUAAUUCUGGUGCGCUGAAGUCUGAUCAGCAGAAGAACCUGCACAAUCCUCUCCAAGCUUUCUGUUUCAAGCUUUCCAUAAAAGAGCUUCCCGUAAAAACUUCCAAUAAACAACUAAGAAAGCAUGAAGAAAAACUGAAGCUUCAUGAACAGAUCACACAUCCACUCCAACAUCCCAGUGAACAGAGAACAUCCACUUUCAUAACCAACCACGUGACUUCAAUGAACUCAGAGCCUCCAGAGAAUUCUCCUGUGCUCUCUAUGAAGGAGGUUCUUUCAAAGCAAGGUCUCUGUCACCAAGACUACAUAGCUCAAUCUUCAUAUUCAUUCAAUGUAUACAUGUGGGGAAAAAAUUGUUGGAAGGGUUUGAGGACAGUUUUUCUGGACCCACUGGAGGGAAGGGAAGCCAGGGAGAACCAGAACUGAGAAGGGCUGACCUGCUGCAGUAGAAUGAGAGCUUUUCUGGAGGGACCCUGGUGAUCAGAGACACUAAAAUGUUUGCAAUUCAAUCUGGGACACUUGAACUAGCAAACCUGGCAAAAAGGGGAAUAUUGGAUGUUUUGGAAAGAAAUUCGAUAAUGCUUCUUAUUCUUGUGUUUUUAAAUGCCCACUCGUUAUAAUCUGUGUCUUACAUGUACCUUUCCAUACUCACAGAACCCAGGAUAGCCUCAUAUAUACUACCCAAAGUGACCCCUCGUCCUCUGAAGCUUCAAUCUCCAACGCUAGUUCACCCUCAACCCCAAGCGGACCUUGGGCUACGUCAUCUGAUAGCUGGCACCACAACCGCAGAGGAUCCUCAGCCCCACUCGGAACCUGGACCACGUCAUCUGAAAGCUCGCCCUUCAACAUCAGAGGAUCCUCAUUCCCCACUGCACCUUGGACCAAGUCAUCUGAAGGCUCCCUCUAAAGCCCCAAAGGAUCCUCGUCCCCAACCGGACCUUGGGCCACGUCAUCUAAAACCUACAACCCUAGAGGAUCCUCAUUCCCAACUGCACUUUGGGCCAUGUGAUCUGCAAGCUAGUCCUACAGCCCCAGAGGUUCCUCAUCCCCAACCGGACCUUGGGCCACGUGAUCUAAAGGCUCUCCCUACAAACCCAGCAGGUCCUCAACCGGACCUUGUACAGUCUGACUUCUCACCGAUCUUCUCCUCUGCACAAUACAACAUCCUUGAAAAAGUACCCCUUGAUCGAAAGGUCAUGGAGCUCUACAAGAAGUAUAAAGCUGUUAACAAGAACUCGGCAGGCCUUCGAAAACACUCCACCAUCACUGUGCGUCUUCUUGCUUCUUCGCCCUCCACCGUUCAGUCUAAUUCUCGGGGACUUAAGUUUGAUCUGAGGAGGAACCUGCACAAUCCUCUCCCAGGCCUCUGCUUUCCACCUUCCACCAGAGAGCUUCCCGUCAAGCCUUCCGAUGGCAGACAGCUCGCCACGGUCAUCCCGCUGAUCUUACCUGCCGAGGCAGCAGCCUACCAGAGGGUGGUGCAGAACAUUCGGAUGACAGACGCCCCCGAGCCUCCGCUGCUUCGGUUCCACCAGGUGAUCCCUCUGAACGCCCAACAGAACUUCUUCACUCUGAAUGCUUGUGGUAAGACUCAGUACGGGAGGCUGCAGUUCGACUGGGUGAGGGGAUGAGGUGAAGACGUCGACUUGGUGCAACGUUGCUGGAUCUUGAACCGUUUCGUUAUGAGGUCAUUUAGUUGAACAAUAAAGUAGUUUGUUGCAUCAUAUUUUAG
Pungitius pungitius (ninespine stickleback) is the source of this 2467-nucleotide messenger RNA. Its product is annotated as proteoglycan 4-like. The transcript is spliced from 2 exons. The record is from RefSeq and is a predicted model, not a curated record. Bases 1368 to 2366 code for a protein of 332 amino acids. NCBI's taxonomy places the organism in Eukaryota, Metazoa, Chordata, Actinopteri, Perciformes, Gasterosteidae.